CUACUCAGGACAGACCUGCAGUACACCCAGAAUUCUGUGAGGUCUCAUAAGACCUGGAUUUUCCUCAUUGCCAUCUGAUCGAGAUCCAACAGGUUCUGGGUAUAAAGGCUCAUCACAUCAGCUUACUGGAUCCACAACCACAUUUAUCUACAAUAAGAUACUUUCUCAUUCUAGACUGAGUUGAAGGGGAUCUCUCCAUACCAGGCCAUGAGGGUGAGCCGGGUGUUACAGCUGUCCAUCUGCCUGGUGGGCCUCAGCCUGGCAUGGCGCUCUCCACCACCAGGCAAACCCUCCAUAGAGGGGGGUGGCCAGGUUCCUGUGGGCCAGAUGCAGGUGCUCUCUGUGGGGCUGCACCAACUGCUCCAGGGGGUUCAGGAAAGUGCCUGGAGGAUGGAGAGGCAGGGCGACCAAGUGUCAGAGGAGCUGAUGGGAGACACCCAGGCUGUGGAGAGGCUACGAGAGCAAGGUGUGCAGGUAGGAAGGACCCACAGGCAGGUGACGAAGAACCUCCAGAUGAUGACAGCACAGAGCGACAGGCUGGAGAAUUCAGCCCAGGAUGUGCAGCUGGGACUGGAGACUUUAUUGGCCGAGCAAGGUGCCUUGGAGCUCAGGAUGUGCCGUGUCCUGGAGAGGGUGCAGAGCAUAACCAAGCCAGUUCUAAGGAUGGAAAAACAGCUUAAUAUGAACCUGAUGAAGGUGAUAGUGGACACUCAGUCCAGACGUCUGUCUGACCUAGCCUUGGAAGUUAUGACCCGGGACAGAUUGAUUGAUAAGCAUCUGCAGCACAUUGUUAACCUGGAGGAACAGGCGUCUCGUAUCAGAGGGGAGAGGCCUCCCACCAGCGCUGAGGGCAGAUUCUGAUGAUGGCUCUGGCCCUUGUCUGGGCAACAACCACAGCUGCAUCAAUAUAAACACUCCAUUCAAAACUAUAAGAAUACAACAUAAUUAUAGUGGAAAUCUGAGAAAGAAAGACACUUAGCAUUAUUCAUACAAUAUUCAAGCUUAAUUUCUUCAUCCAGAUACUAUGAGAGGAUCUGAUUGGGAUUUUAAAAGGUAGACAUCCUUGUUGGGUAAUCUCCAAAGUGGUGUGGCUCUGUGUUAAUGUUUGAGGUUGAUAUUUGGAAGCUUUGUAUUGCAAUCCCUUGUCAGCUGGUGCCUCUAGGGCAAUUCAGGCAGAUGUUAGAGGGCCCUUUUACUGAAACAUGUGUUUGUUUCAUACAAUUGUGUUUUGCUUUUGUUGUUUUCUUUUCAUUUCAUGUAUUGUGUAAUUGAUGUGUAUAGAUAUCCAUAGUGUAAGGGUUGUUUAUUGAUGUGUUCAUGCAGGGCUCAUCUACAAAAGAGACCUUGGUCUCAGCAGGACUCAAUGCUUAAAACUGCAAUAUGUAACUUUUUGGGAAACCCCACCAAAGCAAGUCUAAGAAGCGGUAGAUCUGUUCUAUGUGCACUAUUUCUAUGCUACCCGUGCUUAAGUUUUGUUUUUGCAUCUUUUACUUUUGCUUUUGUACACCAGCUUCAAACAGCUGAAAAUACAAUAUUUGGGGUUAUGGACAAUUAUAUUAUACAGUGGUUUAGCUGGAACAAUGAUUCUCUACACUAUAUUGCUUGUUUUGCUACAUAAACUGAAAUUAGGCAAACUAUUAGAAUUUUAGCAACCAGUACAUUCUGCAUAGUGCAUCUUUAAAUAAAUGCAACCACAAUCAAAUAAACAGAUUCAAGGUAAUGGACUGGA
Messenger RNA from Salvelinus fontinalis (brook trout), 1729 nucleotides. RefSeq lists its product as uncharacterized. The record is from RefSeq and is a predicted model, not a curated record. Bases 208 to 861 code for a protein of 217 amino acids. NCBI's taxonomy places the organism in Eukaryota, Metazoa, Chordata, Actinopteri, Salmoniformes, Salmonidae. The transcript is spliced from 3 exons.